AUGCCAUCUUUGAAUACCCUCAAACUGGGGGCUGUCCUCGGCCUUGUGGCCAUUGCCCCCGCAAUUGAGGCAUCUGACAGCUCAUCUUGCCGAUGUUUCCCCGGGGAUGAUUGUUGGCCAUCGGUUUCGACCUGGGAUGCUUUCAACCAGUCAGUCGACGGACGUCUUGUGGCUACUGUGCCCCUCGCAGCUCCGUGCCACGCUCCUAACUACGAUGAAGAGAAAUGUGAAGUUUUGAAAGAUGGCUGGCUUUUGCCAGAGGAGCAUUAUCAAUCCUCCUCGUCUCUGAUGGCUCCGUUCUUCACAAAUGACACAUGCGACCCAUACCACCCUGUUUCCAAGCCUUGCACCCUUGGUAAUUUCGUCCGAUAUGCAGUUAAUGUCUCUACGCCGGCCCAUGUCGCCAAGACAUUGCAAUUUGCCAAUGAGCACAAUAUCCGUUUCGUUAUCCGUAACACCGGCCAUGACUACAACGGAAAGUCCACCGGUGCAGGGGCUCUGUCAGUCUGGACACACCACCUGAAGGACAUCGAAAUCAAGGAUUGGGCCGAUGACUGGUAUGUAGGAAAGGCUGUCAAGCUUGGUGCUGGUGUCCAAGGAAUCGAGGCCUACGAGGCAGCGCAGGCACAGGGGCUUCGGGUGGUCGGUGGAGAGUGCCCGUCGGUCGGUAUUGCCGGCGGAUAUAGCCAAGGCGGCGGUCACUCUUCCCUGUCUUCGAAGUAUGGACUUGGUGCGGACCAGGUCCUUGAGUGGGAGGUCAUAGAUGGUACUGGCAGGUUGCUCGUCGCGAACCGUCAACAGAACACUGAUCUUUACUGGGCACUGGCUGGUGGUGGCGGUGGGACCUAUGGUGUUGUCUGGUCUAUGACCUCUAAGGCUCAUGCCGAUGGUCAGGUAUCUGGCUUGAAUCUUACGUUCACAACCACUGACAUUUCUGACGACACUUUCUUCAAAGCCGUGGAGCUCUACAAUUCUUAUUUACCUUCUUUCGUGGAUGAGGGUAUCAUGAGUCUGAACUUCCUUACCAACACCUCCUUCUCUCUCUCUCCUAUGACUGCACCUGGUCUUUCCCUGGAGAAGCUUAAGAGCCUUGUUCAACCAUUUCUCAGUGGACUGGACAAGCUUGGCAUCACAUAUGAAUAUCAUGCGGAAAGCUUUCCCACCUACCUUGACCAAUUCAAUGCCCAGGUGCCGCUCGUUGAAAUUGCAGUCUCCCAGUAUGGCAGCUGGCUUCUCCCCCGGUCCCUCGUCGAGGAAAACAGCACUAGACACGACGUGACCGAGGCCUUUAAGACCAUCCUCUCCACGGGUGCUACCUUCACCACCGUGGCUGUUAAUGUGUCAAAGGAAGUCACUGGUGACGUCUACAACGCUGUGAACCCGGCAUGGCGCAAUGCAAUUGCCCACGUACUUCUGUAUACCGACUGGGAAUUUAACCAGCCAGAGGAAAUGCUCGCUCAGCAGAAAUUGAUGACCGAGGUGUUGGUUCCUAGCAUCAGCAAGUUGGCCCCCGAGUCUGGCGCUUAUCUUAACGAGGCCGACUUCCGCCAGCCCGACUUCAAGACUGCAUUCUAUGGCAAGAAUUACGACACACUCCGCGAAAUUAAGGCCAAGUACGACCCUGACUCUCUCUUCUACGGGCUGACUGCCGUUGGCUCUGAUGAGUGGACCGUCUCGGAAAGUGGGAGAAUGUGCCGUGCAGCUACUUCCAGUGCUUAA
Molecule: messenger RNA, 1719 nt
Organism: Aspergillus bombycis
Lineage: Eukaryota; Fungi; Ascomycota; Eurotiomycetes; Eurotiales; Aspergillaceae
Product: FAD-dependent oxidoreductase
Exons: 4
Coding region: 1-1719 (572 amino acids)
Molecular function (GO): FAD binding; oxidoreductase activity
Source: RefSeq, a predicted model, not a curated record